This is a messenger RNA of Ipomoea nil (Japanese morning glory), 3810 nucleotides long. RefSeq lists its product as uncharacterized. The record is from RefSeq and is a predicted model, not a curated record. NCBI's taxonomy places the organism in Eukaryota, Viridiplantae, Streptophyta, Magnoliopsida, Solanales, Convolvulaceae. The transcript is spliced from 3 exons. The coding region runs from base 1 to 3810 and encodes 1269 amino acids.
AUGAGAGAGGAAAACCAUAGGAAAGAGCAAAGCUUGUCUAUGGGGUGGGAUAAUAAUGAUGUCACUGUGAGCAUUGUGGAGGUGAGGCAGCAAGUGGUGACAAUAAAAAUUGAGAGUGCGGAAUGGGAAAAAGAAGCAUAUGUGUCUUUUGUUUAUGCAAGCUGUAAUGUGAGAGAGAGGAGGGAACUAUGGGACUGUCUGGAAAACCUAGCUAAGGGGGAGAUAGGGCAGAAUAGUUGGGCAGUGAUGGGGGAUUUUAAUUGCAUUCUGAGGGUUGAGGAAAAGAAGGGGGGUACCCCCUAUAGAAUAGCCAAGAGUAAAGAGUUUCAGGAAUGUAUUGACAGAGCAAUGUUGAGUGAGGUUGCCUAUUAUGGUGGGACUUACACAUGGUGGAAUGGGAGAGAAGGUGAUCAAGCAGUCUGGAAACAGUUAGAUAGGUGCUUGGUGAACAAUAAGUGGGAGGAUGGGAGAAAAACAUAUACUCAGUAUCUAUCAAAGGCUUAUUCAGACCACUCUCCAAUGGUGGUCAAUAUGGAAGCACAAAUAAAGAUGGGAAGGAAGCCAUUUAUAUUUUUGAAUGUUUGGAGUGAUCAUGAGCAGUUCAUGGCAGUGGUAAAAGGAGUGUGGAGUCAAGAAAUUCAAGGAAAUGCUAUGUUCAGACUUAAAACAAAGUUAAAAAAUUUGAGAAUGGAAUUGAAAAAAUGGAACUGGGAAACUUUUGGCAAUAUAUUUGAGAAGGUGAAGGAGCAGGAGGAGAAGAUGGAGACUGUGGAGAAAGGGUUGCAGAAUGACCCCUCUGAGAAUAACCUGAUUCUCUAUAAAAAAACACAAGCUGAGAUGAAAAAGGCUUUGACGGUGGAAGAGAAAUAUUGGCAACAAAAGGCACAUAUGCAGUGGGUGGUUGAGGGAGAAAAAAAUACAAGAUACUUUCAUGGGAUGGUGAGGGAAAGAAGGAGAAAACAGACAAUACAUAAGAUAAAAAAUGAAAAGGGAAAGUGGGUGGAGGAACAAGAGCAGAUAGCCAAUCUGGCAGUGGGGUUCUACCAGAAAUUAUUUGAAGCUGAGGAGACUCAGCUUGAUCUAACCAAUUUUGAAUGUUUGCAGGAAAGAGUGACUGAGGAAGAGAAUGGAAAGCUGGUGCAAAUACCUUCAAUGGAGGAAAUAAGGAGCUGCAUCUUCAAUAUGAACCCCAACAGCUCACCUGGUCCUGAUGGAUUUGGUGGAGGAUUCUAUCAAAGCUGUUGGGAAGUCAUUAAGGGGGAUCUAUAUGAGGUAAUCAAAGAAUUCUUUGAGGGUAAAGCCCUGACCAAAUUCAUAACACACACAACAAUAGUCCUAAUCCCUAAAACCCCAAAUCCAGCCACAUUUGCAGAUUUUAGACCAAUAAGUCUUAGCAAUUUCUGCAACAAAAUAAUUUCAAAAAUAAUGGUCACAAGGUUGGCAGAGAUAUUGUCUAGACUAAUUGGUCCAUCCCAGGCUGGAUUUGUGAAGGAAAGAAAUAUAAUUGACAACAUACUUUUGGCACAAGAAUUGUGCCAUGGAAUGAAGGAGGCAAAUGAAGAUGUGGUUCUAAAACUGGACAUGGCUAAGGCAUAUGACAGGAUGUCCUGGAAAUGUGUCUUAGCUGUCCUAGAAAAGUUUGGUUUUUGUACAAAAUGGAUUGAGUUAGUGGAAAGAACCAUCAACAACAUUUGGUACUCAGUUGUGGUAAAUGGUAGUCAACAUGGUGUUUUCCACUCAACAAGAGGUCUAAGACAAGGGGACCCACUGUCCCCAAGUCUCUUUAUAAUAGCAGCAGAACUUUUGUCUUGUCUUUUGGGAAAAAAUGGGGUUACUUUUUCACAAGCUGAGGGGGGUCCAGGGAUCAAUCAUCUCUCAUUUGCAGAUGAUAUGAUCAUAUUUACUUCUGGGAAAGGGGGGGCAUUGAGUGAGGUGAUGAAAACCUUGGAGUGCUAUGAAAAACAAUCAGGUCAAUUUGUGAACAAAAAUAAGAGUGGCUUUUAUAUGCAUCCAAAAGUGAGGGGGGAAGUGAUCCAGAGAGUGAAAAAAACAACAAAAUGCCAACACAGGGAGUUUCCAUUCACAUACCUGGGGUGCCCUAUAUAUCUUGGUAGGAAAAGAGUGCACUUGUUUUCUUCUUUAAUUGACAGGAUAUCUGCAAGAUGCAAGGGGUGGCAAUCUAGGCUGCUGUCGCCAGGUGGCAAGGCAGUGUUGAUCAAAUCAGAGCUUCAAGCUCUGCCAAUGUAUAUAUUUUCAGCAAUAAACCCUCCAAAGGCUGUGAUCAAACAGAUAGAGAGGAUUUUUGCUGACUUUUUCUGGGGCAAAGUGGAUGGCAAGCAGAAAUAUCAUUGGAGCUCAUGGGAAUCAUUGACAAAAGCAACAGAUAGGGGAGGGGUUGGAUUUACUAGCCUAAAGGAAAUGAUAGCUGCAUCAGGAACAAGGUUGUGGUGGCAUUUUAGAACAGAAAAGUCCUUGUGGGGGGACUACUUGAAAGCAAAAUACUGUAAAAGAUCUAAUCCAGUCUGUAAAGUUUGGCAGUACAAGGACUCACAUUCAGGGGAGGGGGCUAUAGCAUCAGUUCUGAACAUAGGGGGAAAGAGAACAGCUACAGAAAGUUUGAGAGAAUUCUUCAGAGGGGAAAGAUGGGAAGUGGGGGAGUUGGGGGAAGGAGUGAGAAGAUUGACUGCCAGAGUGAGGAUAAGGGAUGGGGUCCAAGAUGUUGCUACUUGGAAACCUGAUACUAAGGGACAGUUUAGCUUCGCUGCUGCAAAAGCAUUUGAGAGAAAGCAAUUGGGUGAAAAAGCAUGUCAUAAACACUGGAGUAGGAAGAUAUGGGCAAACCAUGUGCCUUGGAAAAUGGCGUUCUUGUCUUGGAGAGUCUUCAAGAGGAAAAUCCCAAUGGAUGAUGUACUGAUUAGAUUUGGUUUCAAUGUGGUUUCCAGGUGUAGUUGUUGUUCAAGUCCCACUUUAAGCUCCUUGCAGCAUGUAUUUUGUAGAGGAGAAAUAGCUAGAGAAGUCUGGGGCUACUUUGCAAAAUCCUUGGGCAUUAAUCUGCAGAUAAGGUACUUGGAGCAAGUGUGUUAUAGCUGGUGGGGGAGAAAAGUCAAGAAUAGAUUGGAGAGGUUCAUUGUUCAAAGGCUCCCAAUGAUAAUAAUAUGGGAAAUUUGGGUCAGUUUCACUCAGUGCAAAUAUGGGGGCAUGAAUAUCUCUGCAGCAAGGAUCAAAUUUAAAGUGGCUAAGGUUGUGGCAGAAUGCAUAACAAGUAGGUGGCCUAUGUGGGACCCUUUUCCCCCUAACUGGAAUGUAAUUCUAAGAAGGGUAGAUGGGUUUGGUGUGCAGAGAAAAAUUGUGAAGGAAAGUUGGUGCAAACCUCCUAUGGGAUGGGUGAAGGUGAAUCUUGCAGAGAGUAAAAAUGGACAGAGCUACUCCUUCUUUAUCAGAAAUGGGAAGGGACAAUUCUGCCUAGCUGGAAUCUAUUCUUCUGAUCUCUUUGGGCCACAAAGCAGUUUAAAAAAGGAGAUAGUAAAAGAUGUGAGGGCUUGGUGUAGAAGAAAGAAAUUGUGUAGACUGGAAUUUGAGACGGAUGAACCUGGUUUUAAGUAUGACAAUGCAGGUCAUGAUGAUGGCCUGGAGAGGUGGAAUAGCUGUAGCUCAAGAGUGAACAGCUUGGCUGUUUGGAUUGCUAAUAAGUGGGAAGGUUUGAGUCUGGUAUUUUGGAAGGUUGGAAGCCUUCCCCAGGGCUUCAUGCAGCUGCUUGCUAUUGAGGGAGUGCCUCAUUUUGCUCUUCUCCCUGGACAAGAUCUGGCAUAG